Molecule: messenger RNA, 2028 nt
Organism: Alnus glutinosa
Lineage: Eukaryota; Viridiplantae; Streptophyta; Magnoliopsida; Fagales; Betulaceae
Exons: 1
Coding region: 153-1523 (456 amino acids)
Biological process (GO): regulation of DNA-templated transcription; chloroplast organization
Cellular component (GO): chloroplast
Molecular function (GO): double-stranded DNA binding
Source: RefSeq, a predicted model, not a curated record
ACCGUCUAUACUCCGGAUUGUGCUUGGGUGGGACGAAAACCAGGAGGCGGCGGCCAAUGCUUCAUCACAUACCAUCUCCAAAUCUCAACCCAGGUAACCAUUCUUCAUUCUUUCCACCUUAAGCAACAACCUUUGUUUCUCAAUCAAGUCAAAUGCUUCGUUUAUUUUGCUACAAACUGCCCCAACAAUUAAGGCGUAAAGCUUCGCCGCUUAGCCAUGGCAACUUGUUCUCAACCUCCACUCUAAAAACCAUUUCAAAAUGCCCUAAUUCCAAGGACCCACAAUCUCUGACAGUCUCCUUCCUGCAAACCUCAUGCGGUUUGUCCUUGGAAUCAGCUAUUUCAGCUUCCCAGAAGCUCAGCAUUGACAACCCAAAGAACCCCAACUCAGUUCUGGACCUGUUGAGAGCUCACGGUUUGACUCAGACCCACAUCAGAAAUCUAAUUAGCAGUCGUCCACUAUUGCUUUUGGCUGAUUUAGAGAAUACCCUUAAGCCCAACAUGAAGUUGUUUGAAUCCUUGGGGUUCUCUAGCACUAGCCUUGCGAAAAUGCUUGGCAGAGACCCACGUGUGCUUGAAAGUGAUGCAUACACUGUUGUUGAGUUUUUUAGAGCUCAUGGUUUCAGUGAUGACCAAAUAUCAACUUUGACCAUGAAGCGUCCACUACUGUAUUUUCUCAAUGCACACAAGAUCUUUAAGCCAAAGUUGGAGUUUUUCAAAUCUUUGGGUUUGUCGAAUCUUGAAAUUGCAAAGCUUUUAUCCACGGCGCCUUAUAUUCUAGAAAGAAGCCUCGAAAACCAAAUCAUUCCUUGUGUCCAAGAGCUUAGGCGGAUUCUUGGCACUGAUGAGAAUGUCGUAAAGGCUAUAAAGGCAUGCUGCUCUAUGGUUGGAUUUAAUGUGGAAGUAGUACAGCCCAACAUGUCGAUGUUGAUAAGCCAUGGUGUACCCGAGUCAUUAGUUUUGAAAAUGUUCUUGAUUCAGCCAAAGUUUCUACUUGUGAGGACUUAUCGGUUUAGUGAGAUUGUUAGUGACGUAAUGAAAUUGGGUUUUGAUCCCAAUAGUCUGCUAUUUGUUUGGGCCAUCCGUGUGAUGGCAGUAAUGAGUAAGACACUGUGGGAGCAAAAGGUGGAAGCUUAUAAAAAAUUUGGUUUGUCAAGGGAUGAGAUCUAUUCAGCAUUCAAAAGGCAGCCAUUGUUUAUGACUGUUUCAGAGAAGAAGAUCCAGAAAUCGAUGGGUUUCUUUGUGAACAAAGUGAAGAUGAAGCCUUCGCUAAUUCCCAAGAAUCAAUAUCUUCUACUGUAUAGCUUGGAGAAGAGGAUUAUUCCGAGGUGUUCGGUUCUGCAACUUUUGAUUUCAAAGAGGUUGAUCAAGGAAAAUACUAGCAUUUUUCGUGCAAUCAGAAUGAGUGAGAACAAAUUCGUGGAGAAGUUAGUGAGCAAGUAUCAAAAUGAGGCCCCUGAUGUUGUUAGAGCGCACCAAGGGAAGAUAGAAUUUCAAGGGUUCCCCAUUGAUUUGAAAAUGUGAGUAUCAUGAGAUCAUCGAAUGCUCUGGGCAUUGCCUGAAAAUCAUGCGUUCAGUUUGAGUUCAUUAUGUUGGCAGUAGGCUGUUUUCUUCAUCCUAGGAAAGCAAUAAAUUCCAGAUGUUUUGCAUUAGCUUCAUAUAAUUUAAUCCAUCUGCAUUACAGUCAUACAGUUCAGGAGAUGGAAAUCCUGGAAUACUCUGAUUACUCGGGAGGAUGAUGUAAUUUGCAAAAGUAGUUCAAAUAUGAAGGCAUUCUAGGAUGUUCAAGAGUGCGAGGCCUUAUGAUCAGAUUUUAUCAUAUGCAACUUUUUGAGAUAUGUGAGGAAAAGCACUGAAGAUAUCUUUCUCACUCAUCUUAUAUUUUUGUUUUGAUCUUUCUCACUCAGCUUGUCCAAAGUUUAAGCAUUUGGAUCCUGAGAGGAGCCGGUUAGUUUAAGUAGAAUGGCAGAAUUGUCCAAAAAAAUAUGAAAUGAUAACUUUGCCCUUACUAAAGGGCUUCUUCCAAGUU